AUGGGCUGCUCCUUUAUUAUCAUCCUGUUGCUUUGCAUCACAUGUCGAAGGGUCUUGGCGCAUGCUGAAGUUUGCCGGACCGCAGUGCAAGCUGAUAUCGUCUUCUUGGUGGAUGAGUCAUGGAGCGUCGGAAUGAGCGGCUUCUCCGAGGUUCAAGACUUCAUCUCGGCGAUGCUCUCCUCUUUCGACGGCAGCCUCGUGGGAGCCCAGGGCGUCCGCUUCGGGGUCACGGUCUUCGGGGACGUGCCCAGGAUGCGCAUCGCUCUGACGGACCACGACUCCCUGAAGGAGGUGCUGGACGCCAUCCGGGUCCUACCGUAUGAAGGCGGAGCCAGGAAGACGGGCGCCGCCCUCCAUUUUCUGUCAGAGCAGGUUUUCAGCCCCGCCAUCAGUCGAGACCAUGCACCCAAGGUGGCCAUUUUGAUCACCAACGGACCCUCGGACGACCCCUUCGCCGCCGCAGCCAAAGAAGUGGCCGACAAGGGGAUUUCGCUGUUUGCGGUCGGUUUAAGGGGAGCUGAUGAGGCCGAGCUGAGGACCGUAGUGUCCCCGCCGCAUGAGGAGCACCUUUUGAUGGGUGUCGAUUUCUCCCUCCUGGAGAGCGUCCUCCCCAAAUUGUCCCGCCGAGUGUGUUUCACCGCCUCGGAGCCGCCGCGACCCGUCAAAGCAAUCCAGCCUGUCAAAGAACCCGUCACGGGUCCAAGAGACCUUCGAGCAAGCGAACUCGCAUACAGCUCGCUCCGACUGACGUGGACGGCGGCGACAGGUGACAUCGCUUCCUAUCGACUCUUCGUCAUCCCCCUCAGUUCCAGCGGGAAACCUGUUCAUACACAACGCAGACAGAUUGAUAUUAAAGCAGAUGUGACGACAACGUUGGUGGAGGAUCUCAACCCCAAAACAUCCUAUUCCUUGACCGUAUACGCCGUGUACCCAGGCCUCAUUGGAGAGUCCGCAACUACAACUGUCCAGACAACACCCUUACCUCGAGUAUUAAACUUCCGUGUCAUCGAAGAAGGUCUUUUCUCGCUCCGUCUGGGAUGGACGCCUCCUCUCAAGAAGCUCAACGGAUUCAAGAUCUUUAUCCCGAGACCCGACCGACCGGGCUUUGUGUACGAGCAGCUGCUCCCGGGAGAUGCGUCUUCUCACGUGAUUGACAGCCUGGAGGAGGACAAAGAGUACACCAUCAGUAUUCAUGCGAUUUAUCAACAGGGACCGAGUGAACCUGUGUCCAUUGUGGGAAAGACAUUAAAGUUGGUCGCAAUUGAAGAACUCCUUGUCCAGAAUGCCACCACUGACACGGUGCAGGCCAAAUGGACGCCAGUUAAAGGCGCUACAGGAUAUCGUCUCACGUGGGCUUCACCAGACGGCCACAUUGAAAACAUCAACCUGAGGGACACCUUCGACUUCUACAUGAUUCAGGGCCUCCACGCGGGCGCCGAGUACACCAUCACCAUGAACCCAAUCUUCGGAGACAUUGAGGGGCCCGUCACGUCCGCUAAAGUCGAGACAUUGGACAGCAGCGCCGUGCAGACCUUGAAGGUCUCGGCCGUCAGCACCAGCACGGCGGUCGUCACGUGGAACGGCGUGUCGGGGGCCACGGGGUACCGGCUGGCUUGGGGACCCACAAUAGAGUUCGCGGGUCGAGACCGCCCCAGGCAGUUAGCGCUGAAUGGAACCACCAUUGAGUACCAGCUGAAAAACUUGGCCCAUGACACGGAGUACGCCUUGACUCUUUAUGUGCUCUUCGGAUCAGUGGUCGGCCCUGGCAUCACUGCAACCUUCCGAACAUCUCCUCUAGGUUACGUGUCCAGUUUUGAAGUGACAUCCUACACCAGCACUUCCAUCGACGUGCAGUGGAGUCCAAUAGUUGGCGCGACUGAAUACAAAAUCACCUGGAAUGCAGACGACGGCAGCUCGCAGUCGCGCUAUUUGGACAACAGCGUCCUCGCUUAUCACAUCACGGAGCUUAACCCGCACUCGGUUUAUACGGUGACAGUCCGUGCCAUAUACGGUAACACCGAGGGUCCGGAAAUCUCCUUAAUGCAAGUCACAGCUGCUGCCUUGGAUUCCGAGCCACCCCAGCUGGUGAAGGAGGUCAAGAUUGUUGACACUGGUGUUAACUCAGUCACCCUCUCCUGGAAGCAAACACCUGGUGCAAGCGGCUACAAAAUCUCCUGGAUCCAUUUCACAGGGGGAGAAGAGAGGUCCAUUACGCUCCCGGCCGGUGUGACAACUUUUACUAUCAAGAACCUACGCGAGGGUUCGGCCUACAAGAUCCAAGUGUCGUCCGUGGCGGGAAACCGGGAGGGAAGUUCUGUCCUGGUCACAGCACGAACAUUGGACCUCCCAAAAGUGACUGGCUUUACAGCCGUCAACACCACGAACAGCAGCACGAUUUUGAGCUGGAACCGAGUAGCGGGUGUCUCCGGCUAUCUCCUCAGCUGGAGGCACAUCUCAGUGUUUGAGACCAAAAAAGAAACGCUGGGUCUGAGUUUCACCUCUUUUAAGAUUGGGGAUCUCCUGUAUGGCAGAACAUAUAUUUUCUCCAUUCGGCCUUUGUAUGGGCAAGUGGAAGGGCCGAUCAGCACCGUUUAUCAGAGGAUUGUGGGGCAGCAUCCUCCGGUGUCCCAGGCAACAACAAUGGCCCCUCAUUUCGUAGCCAGCACGACAACCCCUCAAACAUCUACUAAAAUCACCAAAAACCCAAUAAUUGAGCUGCCCAUUCAUACUCCUAAGACGCCAAAUCAACCAACAGUAACCCCUGUGUUCACUACAUCGACUGCUACGACGUCAUCAAGAGCAGAUUGCAGCCAGACCAAACUUGACUUGGUCUUCUUGGUGGACGAAUCGUCGAGCAUCGGUGCCAACAACUUUGACAAGAUGAAAGACUUCAUAGUCCGGGUGGUGACGCACUUCCCGCUCAUUGGCCAGGAAGGCACACAAAUAGCUGUGGUUCAUUUCAGCGAUGAGCCUCGCAUUGAAUUCCAACUCAACCAUCACAAAGACCGGAACUCUGUCCUGAGAGGGAUCAAGGGGUUACAUUACGGAGGGGGCAACACCAAAACAGGAAAGGGCAUCAGCUACGUCCUGCAGGAAAUGUUCCAGGAGUCCCUGGGCAUGAGGCGGGACGUGGCCCAUGUUCUGGUACUGAUAACAGACGGCAGGGCCCAGGACGACGUGGACCAUCCCUCCAGGAUUGCCCGUGCUUUAGGCGUCAGCAUCCUGGCGGUGGGCGUAGCCAACGCUGACCUGCAAGAGUUGAGUCGAGUGGCAGCCCCCGGCAGCUACAAGAACGUCUUCUUCUCGCCGACCUUUGACGACUUUCCGUCCGUCGAGAGAGAAUUUAUUGACAGUGUCUGCGGCGAGGAGCUCAUUUCAGAGUUUCAACUGCGGCGGGAUACUGAGACGGACGCACCUACUGAUGACCUGAAGGAGCCUGCCGGACCUUUAGCCCCUUGCCAGUGUGUCAAGGGUCAGAAAGGAGAAAGAGGUGAUGGCCUGGGAGGAGGUCUGAGAUUCAGGCAAACUCCUGGACACUAUGAUCCUUUCACUUCCUCUAAAGGAGAAAAGGGUGAAAAGGGACCUCCUGGUACAGAUGGCGUUCCUGGGCUCCCUGGCCGGCCUGGAAGAACCGGACCCCCGGGUUCUGCUGGCCAGCGGGGUACUCCAGGUGGACCAGGAGAUAUGGGUCCUCAAGGUGUUCCCGGUCCAAAAGGACAGAGAGGAGAACGAGGAGAACCUGGGUAUGUGAUAGCAAGCCCAGAUGCAAACUUCAUUCCUGGGCAAAAAGGAGAACCCGGAUCCUCGGGUCCUCCAGGAUCGCCUGGUGUUCCGGGAGUCAUUGGAGUCCCUGGUCUGCCAGGCCCAGUUGGACCACCAGGAAUAUCUGUCAAGGGCGAGCCAGGUGAAAAGGGUUUGCGUGGGAAGCCGGGAACGAAGGGCGACACCGGAGAAGCUGGAAGUCCAGGAAUCGCAGGCUUUCCAGGACGUGCCGGCGUCGAUGGCUUACCGGGUGUGAAAGGAGAGAAGGGCGAAAAUUGUGACACCUUACAUGGAGCUCAAGGAACCCACAGAGAACCAAGAGAGAAGGGAAAAGCGGGUCCAAUCGGUCCAAAGGGAGAAAUUGGGCCACAAGGUGUCCAAGGAGCCAUCGGACCUCGGGGAAAAAAGGGAUUCAAAGGCGAGCAAGGGGACAAAGGGGAACGAGGAGAGCGGGGGCUCGACGGAGCGCAAGGACCCACAGGUCCAACAGGGCUUAUUGGAAUCAAGGGUGAUGAAGGACCAAGAGGAGCCCCUGGAGACGCCAAUGGUAUUAUUGGUCCGACUGGCAAAAAGGGCGUCCGGGGAGACCUUGGUCCAAUUGGUCCCCCAGGUGCUCUGGGAACCAAGGGUGAACGAGGAGACAAAGGAGAAAAGGGAAGUCCAGGUUUUGGGAUUCCGGGCCUGGAGGGGCCCAAAGGGGAAAGUGGCGAGCGGGGAAACGUCGGUUUAUCUGGAAAACCAGGGCCAAAGGGACAGGACGGUCCCAAAGGCGACAAGGGGGAUAUGGGCUCACCUGGAAAUCCUGGCGAAACAGGAUUAAGAGGUAAAGAUGGCCAACCUGGAGCGAAAGGAGAACAAGGGAUGAAGGGAGAGCAAGGACCGCACGGAGCAACUGGUGACCCAGGAACAAGGGGACCACCGGGACUUCAGGGGCGACCGGGAGACAAGGGAGAUAUUGGAAACACCGGACCAACUGGGCGCGACGGAGAAAAAGGCGACAAAGGCGAGCCGCCACUCGGAGGCAAUAUCUUCACCAGAGUCAUCAAGGGCGAACCGGGAUUAAGAGGCGAAACGGGCCCGCCUGGACCGAGAGGUCCUGAGGGUAAACCCGGACUACCGGGAUCCUCUCUGGCCGGUUCUGGAAAAGACGGACUUAACGGUUUGACAGGAGAACCGGGCGUAAAGGGGGAGCAAGGAGCGCCUGGUCCUAAGGGCGAACAAGGUUGGAUCGGCAUCGCCGGAAUGCCCGGAUUACCAGGAACGCCGGGACGAGCCGGCGUCGACGGCAAACGGGGACUCCCGGGAAAAGACGGAGAGGAGGGACAAAAAGGGGAAGAAGGCAAAAAGGGGGAGAAAGGCGACACAGGCGCAAGUGGUCAGAACGGUAGUAAAGGAGAAGCUGGACCCCCGGGUCCACCUGGGAAGCAGGUCCUCGUCACCACAGAGGGUGCCACCAUUGACGAAAUCCGCCAAGCCUUUCCCGUACCGAUGGGCCCUCCGGGAGCGACGGGCUCUCCAGGAAUGAAGGGAGAGAAAGGAGACGUUGGCGUGACAGGCCAAAAGGGUGAUCCUGGGAAAUCAGUGGAGAUGAAGGACAUUGAGGCAAUGUUUGAAAGCUACGGCAUCAAGCUGCCUGUGUUGAAGGCUUUAAUGGACAGGCUGCUGCAGGACGGCACGGAGGAGCUGCUUCGCACACUCGGCAGCGCCGCGAAAGCUCAGACAAACGAAGACACGCCGACCUCCAACAUCAUCACUGAGUACACUAGCUCAGAAAAGAGCGAAUUUUCCAACCAGUCGCUGUUCGACACCAUCGAGGAAUUUGAGUUGGACCAACCGACACAGCCUGACUCCUGGAAUGAUACUACAGAAGGUCCAACGUUAUGGACUGUGCCACCAAAGAAAGAAAAGGUGGAGAAAAAGGCAGGUAGAAAAGGUUCAGGACAUAAGAGGAAGACGGGGGAGCGGCGGGCGGAGGAGGAGUUUUACGAGGCCCGAGAUUACGAGCGGGAGGAGGACGAAGAGUCGCUGCCGUCGCCUCCUGUCGACAAACAGGACGCAGACAAGAGCACAAACUUUAGUGGAAGCGGGCCUGAUGACGAGGAAUGGAGCGGCGAUUGGCGGGAGGAAGACGUGGACCAGGAGGAAGAAGAGUGGGAAAAGUUCGAAACGGAGACGACGGACGAGGGCGAAGGCGGGCAGCCUUACCCGUACCCCCCGGAAUAUUUUUUUCUCAAGGGACAACCAGGUGAAGAUGGAAUGCAAGGUCCAAAGGGCGACGUCGGAGAGAAGGGACAAAAGGGAGAGCCGGGUAUCGGCCACAGAGGGCCCGAAGGCCGGGCAGGUCUGCCCGGUAACAAGGGCGAACCGGGAGAGGAAGGGCCUCCCGGUGCUCAGGGAAUCCAAGGCAUACGCGGGAUCCCUGGUGACCAGGGCCCCCCGGGCCACAGGGGCCCCCCCGGGGACCUUGGCGAGCCUGGCCGAGAGGGUGAGCGAGGAAAGCGAGGAAAAAAUGGAACGCCAGGAAGCAAGGGAACCCCGGGAUCACAGGGGCUUCAUGGAUCCCCUGGCGUGCCUGGAAUAAAAGGAGAAAAGGGUGCGAGUAUUCCAGGAGAACCUGGGCCUCGCGGUUUGAACGGCUUUCCUGGAAAAAGGGGUGAAAUGGGAACACCGGGUGUGAAGGGAGGCACCGGACUUGUUGGCUCCAAAGGUUUACGUGGUUUCAAAGGUUUAAAGGGUGAACGCGGGGCUCCAGGAAUCAGAGGAGAAAGGGGAAGCGCGCUUCAAGUUCACGGGCCUCGCGGUUUAAAAGGCGUCAAAGGCGACGCGGGGGAGCGAGGCUCGCCGGGGUUUGAGGGCGACAAAGGAGAAAAAGGCGAGGACGGCCCACCUGGAUUCAAGGGUAUAAAGGGGGACGCGGGUACGAAAGGCGCUUUGGGUCGAUUUGGCGCCCGAGGACCGGGCGGGCAGAAGGGAGAUCCGGGAGAACCAGGCGAGCUCGGAAUCAUGGGUCAUCCCGGAAAUGACGGCGUGAACGGCACCAAAGGCGACAAAGGAGACGUUGGAGUAAAAGGUCUAAAGGGAAUUCAGGGCGAUUCAGGAGAAACAGGGUCACCUGGUGAAAAGGGAGCGAAGGGGGAAAAGGGCUUCCGUGGCUUCCCGGGACGCUUCGGGAUUCCCGGCUUCCAUGGUGAAAAGGGGGACACAGGCUUACCUGGCAACCCUGGCGUACCCGGCGUGAACGGACUCUCUGGACGAAAGGGCGACAAAGGUCACGCUGGCAUCAACGGCAUGGAUGGUAACGCUGGAGGAAAAGGUGAAAAGGGCGCUGCCGGUUUCCCGGGUUUCCCCGGUUUCAAGGGCUCACCAGGAAGACCAGGCGACAUCGGAAACCAGGGACCGCCGGGUAGCCCCGGAUCCCGUGGGGUCCCGGGGUCCAAGGGCGAGAGGGGGCGCAGGGGGAAAGCGCAGCCGUGCCAAGCAGGAGCGCCAGGAACCCCUGGACUCAGAGGACAGAAUGGCCUGUCGGGUAUCGGGGGCGCCAAAGGCGAAAAAGGGGAACCGGGCAUAUCGGCUCAUGAAGUGAAGAACAUCAUCACGCAGGAGGUGACGGACAAGUGCGGUUUGGCGUAUAAGUUGAUGGUGAAGUCUGUGGACCCCGACGGGAGGUCCGCGCCCGCCGUACCUGAUGAGGAAGACUACGAUGAGGAAGGGUCAGAAACGCAGCAAGGAUUCCCGACGAAUGACAGCACCGUGGAGAUGCUCCAAAGGGAAAAAAUAGGACUUUUUGGAAGCACGUCCUCCAGGUCCGAGCGCUGCCUGGAGCCCAUGUCGGAGGGCACGUGCUCCGACUAUGCCCUCUUGUGGUUUUUCCACGCCGAGGCAGACGACUGCCGACCGUUCGUGUACGGCGGCUGCGGCGGAAACAGCAACCGUUUCCCGUCACGUCGCGAAUGUCUCAAACACUGCGUGAUAAGGGGCCGACAAGAUGAAAACAGCGCCUAA
Molecule: messenger RNA, 7764 nt
Organism: Nerophis lumbriciformis (worm pipefish)
Lineage: Eukaryota; Metazoa; Chordata; Actinopteri; Syngnathiformes; Syngnathidae
Source: RefSeq, a predicted model, not a curated record